Molecule: messenger RNA, 5976 nt
Organism: Bicyclus anynana (squinting bush brown)
Lineage: Eukaryota; Metazoa; Arthropoda; Insecta; Lepidoptera; Nymphalidae
Gene: 7B2
Product: neuroendocrine protein 7B2
Exons: 7
Coding region: 299-1024 (241 amino acids)
Biological process (GO): regulation of hormone secretion; neuropeptide signaling pathway
Cellular component (GO): secretory granule
Molecular function (GO): enzyme regulator activity
Source: RefSeq, a predicted model, not a curated record
AGGUAGCCCACUUCGCUCACGUAAACGGUCCGGUGAGUACAUGUCCCAAAACGUCUAGUGAUCCGGUUGAUUGAUUGUCAGUCAAAUCCAAGUGCAUGUACCUUGCCGUGGCGCUAAUAAUAAUAAUCGCGAGUUUAGUCAGGCUGCAAGUAAGUCGGAUUUUGAAUAUUAUCCAAUGGCCGCUUUUUAUCUAUUCUUCCAACACAAUUUCUGAUCUAUGUGACCUUUGCCACGCAUCGCCUGACGUCACUGGUUAUUACUGUGACGCACUCACCCUCCCUAUUUUGAAAUAUCUGCAAUGGGGCUCCGAAGUCUUUUAGUUAUGGCCAUAAGCCUCGUCGGGGCGAUGGGAUUUAUCCCCCAUGGUUCUAUUGGGGAAAAGGAGCAUAUUUUAACGGAAGCUUUGCUUCGUGAAGUCGUCGAGCGUAUGGGGCAAGGGUUCAACGACCCAGCGUCAACGUACCUCGAGUUCCCGUCGAGCGACCGGCACCUCGCUUUGAUGGCGCGAGCCAACAAAGAGUUGGAGCACGAGCAGCUAGACUACGACUCGUUGAUCGACGGCAACCCCAGCCCCAGCCUCAGAGACCAAGAGUACCUGCAGCACAGUUCGUUGUGGGGUCACCAAUAUGUAACCGGCGGAGCGGGUGAAGGAGAACAACGUCUUCAGCCCUCCGGUUUGGUGCCCAACAGGCAGAUGGUCAAGACCGAUGCUGUCCUUCCUGCUUACUGUAACCCACCCAACCCCUGCCCAGUCGGCUAUACUGAAGAACAAGGCUGUAUCAGUGACUUUGAGAAUACAGCCGCGUUCAGCCGUGAGUACCAGUUGUCUCAGCGUUGCAUGUGCGAUGGAGAGCACAUGUUCAGUUGCCCUCCAGAGCCGCCCUCAGACUUGGACAUGCGCUUCCCGGACCACCACAAGAAUCUUGUCGCCAAAAAGUACAAGAAUGAUGUGGAAAACCCCUACCUCCUGGGCGAACGUCUGCCGAUAGCCGCGAAAAAGGGAAUGGAUGUGCACGAUUAUUAAAUGUUAUCUCAUUAGCAUAGUCAUACAGCAUACUUUAAGAUUCUAGAUUUUAUUGAACUAUCUUACAGAUGAUAGGAAUAUAUUUGUGUAAACUUUUUUCUAAUCUAUUGCAACCUCAGGUAUGUAUAUAUAUUAAAGGUGUGGUAUUUUGUCUUAACAUCACGAUAUGGAAUCACUUAAAGUGAGUAUUUUUAUAAUGAUUUAGUUUAAUGCGGCAAAAUCCCAUUCUGUUCAUAAAAGUACGAGUGCGUUUUUAUUUAGGAUUUUAUCUUGUUUUACAUAUUUCUUAUGAAAAAUUUAUUAUAAUAUUAAUUUUAAUAAUUAACUGAAUUGUUAUUUUUUGUAAAAUGGUUGGUUUUAAGAUAUCUAAGGACAAUAUACGUCACAAUUUAUUUCAUCAUCCGUAGAUUAUAAGAAUCGUAUAAAAAAAUGCGGCGAUUUCUAAAUCUGAUAUAGCUAUUUAAAAUGUUUAUAUUUUAUUUAGUAAUAACUAUAAUAUACCUAAGUUAAAGUUCUAAAAAGCUAAAAACCUUUGGUUUUAGUUAAUCAAGAAGAACCAUCGCUUACCAAAUUAUUUUAUUUUCGUUACUAUGUUUCAUUCAAUUCAACAAUAAAAAAUACAAAAAUUUGUACAAAACCCAAAAUCUUAAUACGUUGCCUCAGAGGCUUAAUUUUGUGUGUAAUUACCAAAUAAAUAAAAAUAAAUUCAAAGAACAAAUUUUGUUAAUUUUUUAAAUUAAUUCUUAAUUAUUUUGGUCCUAUUAACAUUAUUAUUUAAAUAAUUUUAACAGAUAUUUUUGUUUUACUUGAAUUUACUAAAUUAUAAAAUAACUGCACUUGUAGAACAUGUAAAAAUACACACCUAAUUACGAUGUAGAUAACAUAUUAUUAACAUAUUAUUUAGGUAAAAAUAUAUAUAUAUUUUUAUAAAAAAAACAUACGAAAAACCAAAAAAAGGAACAGAUAUGAACUCCGGGCAACUAUAAUUGGUCAAGACAAAUUAUUAUAAUAUGUAUAUACGUAGUUAAUAAUUGUAAAACUAUAUUAUCUCAUAUACUCAAAGGUGUACUAGCCUUUGAGGUACACAUAAUGGUGUGAAAUAUCUAAAUUAAAAAUUUUGCUUAAUCUACUUCUCGUACUAGGCUCAUAGCCUCUAAAUAUAACUUAGCGGUAUAAGAUGUAAAUUUCUAUAAAAAAGACGAGUCUCGAAGUUACAGUUAUCCAUUGUACAAUAAUAAGAUUUUUUAGGUAAUAAAUGCCAUUUCUUUAAUAUUAAUAAUAAUAAUAAUAUAUUAACAGUACCGAUGUAUAACUGAAUUAAUAUUAGCAUUUAACAUUUUAUUUACAUUUUAUCUAACUAACACACACAAAACUGAAAAAUCUUCAAUUACUACUAAAAAAUGUAAUGGAAAACAGAAAUUAACCACUUGAAAACAAUAAUAUAACUAAAUAUGGAACCCAGUAUCCAUAAAAUUUCAUUCAAAAAAGUAGAAGAAAUAUGUAACCAAAAGUAUAAAAUAAAAGAUGAUAGAAUGCUUUUAAAAUAAACUUGGCUACUAAUCAAACUGACUUCUAUUUUUUUUUUAUUAGCAAUAUAUAAUAUACGUAUAAUUUGUAUUAGCAUUAUUCGCCUCUAAAACUUUACAUUGUCCUCUUAAUUACUUUAAUUACGUAAAAAAGACUAUCUAAUCUUCAGUUUUAACUGAAGGUCUGUAGCAAGCAUUACCCAUUAUUAUCUUUGAUACUUUAAACACAACUUAGUAUGUCAGUUAUUUUUCAACAUCUACAUUUGGAACAUAAUAUAUCCAAAGACGUCAAGUAUUUAAGUUUGACUACAAAAGAAGACUUCAAAAAUAAUUUAAUUAAAGUUGUAGGGCAGACAGGACUGUGUGUUGAUUGUCCAGAUUUAGAUUUCGUUUAAAGUUUUAAAACAUUCUUCUUAAAACAAGAAGAGGUAAAAUAAUUGUUUUUAUCCAUUUGAAACAUUUCUUGGAAUGUUCUUUUUAAUUUUCUAGAAGCUAAAAUCUAAUUUUUCUGUCGCUUAGUUAUAUAAGCUUUUUAACAUAAAAAUAGAACCGAUUCAAACACGUACUUUGAUUUUAACAAAAAAUACUAAACCGAUUUUCAUAAAAAAGAAAUAAGACCAAUCUGUAUAUAAGUAAGUUUUGACGACCUCCGUGGCGCAGUGGUAUGCGCGGUGGAUUUACAAGACGGAGGUCCUGGGUUCGAUCCCCGGCUGGGCCCCGAUUGAUAUUUUCUUAAUUGGUCCAGGUCUGGCUGGUGGGAGGUUUUGACCGUGGCUAGUUACCACCCUACCGGCAAACACGUACCGCCAAGCGAUUUAACGUUCCGGUACUAUGCCGUGUAGAAACCGAAAGGAAUGUGAAUUUUCAUCCUCCUCCUAACAAGGUAGCCCGCUUCCAUCUUAGAUUGCAUAAUCACUUACCAUCAGGUGAGAUUGUAGUCAAGGGCUAGCUUGUAAAGAAUAAAAAAAGUAUACUCUUUCAAACAAAAAAAAAUAUUUUUGAAAUGACGAAGUUAUAAGGUAACAAACAUUAAAAGUAGAACCUCGUCCUUUUUUUGAAGUCAGUUAAAAAUCAGAAGUAUCAAUGGUUAAAAUAAACUCUGUACCUACUAUUGGUUUUUUGACAGUUGUAACGAUAAAAUAUAAAAUCUGUUUGUUAAGUUAACUUGUAGGUAAACAAUAAUAAUAUAGCAUUCAAAUAAAUAGAUUUUUUUUUUAAUUUUUGCAAAAUUAAUUUGAGAUUUUUAGUCUUUGACUUACUGAUCACCUGUCAGGUGUAACAUUAUUUUACUUUGUUUGUUUGUUUAUUAAAAUGUGACAUCACAGCUCACACUUGACCAGUUGUUUUCCAAUGAAUGGAUUUAACAUAUAUUAUUAUUUUGUCUAUUAAAUUACAUUUGGCUGGUGGGAACAUCUUUUUCAAAAAACCCUACGUAUUUUUCCAUAAUUUUAAAAUAUUUUUCCAAAACUGUCAAGUAACCAAUUAAAAAUUUACAUUAAUAUCAAUAACCUCAUCCUUACAUAAUUGUUAAAUAAAUAAAAAAAAAGAUAAACCUGACAAUAUUUGAAUCCCUUACUUAUUUUAGAAAACAAUAUAAUACCUAUUUGAAUCCACGAUCACAUGUGUAUAAUUAAAAAUUAGUUACCUAGAAUAUUAAUAACAGGUUGACCUUGUAAAUAUUAAGUAAAACGCGGUCAUCUACAUAAUAUAAAGAAGAAUUAUUUAAAAAGAUGAAAGGAUUGUAGUGGUGUAAAUAAAUAUUUUUUUUUUUAAAUAAAUAUACUUAAACAAUACACGUCACUAUCUAGCCCCAAAGUAAGCAUACAGAGUAACUUGUGUUAUGGGUGCUAAGAUAGUUGAUAUUAUAAUAUUAAUAUACAAUACAAUUAUAUUUAUUUAUUUAUUUAUAUAAUGUAUAAAUGCAAACAGACACUGGAAAACACCCAUGCUCAUCACACAAAUAGUUAUUAUUAAAUAAAUAAAUAAAUAAAUAUAUUUAAACAGCAGUAAAACUAGUUAACCUCAUCCUACCCUAUUAACAAAGAAUAUUACUAUAAUAUUAUUAUAUUAUAUUUAAAAAUAAUACAUAGCUGCCCGUAUAAAAACAAUUAUUAAGAAGAAACAAUGCUUAUUUAUUUCUCUCUAUUAUUUAUUUAGAUUUUUAAAAAGCUUUACCUAAAAUCGUUUCAAAAAAAUUACUAAAAAUACUAUUUUUGUGGUGUUUCUCAACAGAGAGUUCCGGGGUAUGAUUCCCAGAACGUUUAGGUUAUUUAGGUUCAGGUAUUAAGUUCAGGAUUUAAUAUUUCCUUAAUAGGCACUGAGUAUGGUCUGAUGGUUGGCUUCGGCCUUAGCUAGUUACCACCCUACGGGUAAAGUCGUACCGGCAAGCAAUUUAGCGUUCCGGUACGAUGCUGCGUAGAAACCAUCAGAGGUAUGGGUAAAAUAUACUUGUACCUCUUCCAAGUUAGCCCGCUCCCAUUUUAGACCGCAGCGUCACUUAACAUCAGAUGAUAUCGCAGUCAAAAGCUAGUACUUGUCAUAAAAUAAAAAAAUAUAUAUGUAUUUUUUUCUUGAACGGGUAGCUAUGUCACCACAAUGCCUUCAUUAUAAUUAAGACAAAUUUUUUAACCCCAAGUGACUUAACAGCAAUGCUUACUCUAAGAAAAAUAAUAUUUACACAUAUAGUUACCACCCUAUUGACAAAGACGUACCGCCAAGCGAUUUAGUGUUCCGGUAAGAUCGUGUAGAAACAGAAAGGCUUGAAUUUUUAUCCUCCUCCUAACAAGUUAGUCCGCUUACACAUUACAUUGCAUCAUCACUUACCAUCAGGUAAGAUUGUUAUCAAGGACUAACUUGUAAAGAAUAAAAAAAAGUUCGCUGGUUUGAUGUCCAUGGUCUUAUUAGUAAAUUAUUGUAUAUCUAUGGUUUACAUUGAUACAAAUAACAUGAAUUGUUAGUUCAACACUUUCCUGAAAAAUAGUCUUGAUUGAAAGUGGAAGGUCUGUGUUUAAUCCUUUUUGUCCUUUAUCUCCAACAUAAUAUAUCUAUAAAAAAACCCAUAAACGUAAAUGUGAUUAAUUUCAUAUGAAACACAGCUAAAACUCACAUGAUACAACGGGGUAUGCCCAACUAGUUUCAUAAUCAAUUAAUUAAUUAGUUCUUAAUCAAUUAAAUUAAUUAAUUCACGAUAGUUUAAAUUCUAAAAAACGUAAAUAUUGCCUUUCUUAGAGAGCCACGCUGUGGUAAAUCUAUAUUACACAUAAUAUAUUAUAUAUUAUUUAUAUGCACUAUAACGGCUGCUAUGGUGCAUUUUCGUAAACAUAAAAAAUAUCUAUAUCUAAACGAUUAUAAAAAUACAUAUUUUUUUAUGUUUACAAAAUACAUAAUACUUAAAGAUAUAUGUGAUUUGAAAUUCCCGAAAGUCUU